CCGUCACUCCCCGCGGCCGCUCCGCCCCGCUCCGCCGCUUCCCGCCGCGCUCAACAUGGCCGCCGCGCUGGGGAGGCUGCUGCGGACCGCGGUCCCCGCCGCCGGGAGGACGCUGACGGCGCGGCCGCUGCCCUGCGCCCGCCGCCACUUCAGCCUCGGCUCGUCGCGGUUCGCUCCAGCGGUUACACAGCACGCCCCGUUCUUCAAGGGGACGGCGGUUGUUAACGGAGAGUUUAAGGAGCUGAGCCUGGAUGAUUUCAAAGGGAAAUACCUGGUUCUCUUCUUCUACCCCCUGGACUUCACCUUUGUCUGCCCCACAGAAAUUGUGGCUUUCAGCGACAAAGCAAAGGAGUUUCGUGAUGUGAACUGCGAAGUGGUGGCAGUGUCUGUGGAUUCUCAUUUUUGUCAUCUGGCCUGGAUAAAUACACCACGAAAGAGUGGUGGUUUGGGCAAAAUGAAUAUUCCAGUUCUGUCAGACCUCUCAAAACAAAUCUCCCGGGAUUACGGUGUGCUGCUGGAAGGACCUGGCAUAGCACUGAGAGGUCUCUUCAUCAUUGAUCCAAAUGGGAUCGUCAAGCAUCUGAGUAUCAAUGAUCUCCCCGUUGGCCGUAGUGUGGAAGAGACUCUUCGCUUGGUGAAAGCAUUCCAGUUCGUGGAAACACAUGGGGAGGUUUGCCCGGCAAACUGGACUCCAGACUCCCCUACGAUCAAACCAACCCCAGAAGCUUCUAAAGAGUAUUUUGAGAAAGUGCACAAAUAAAAUACCCAAAUAUGUGGACAAAACUCUUGGUUACCAUAAACAGAAGACAUUAGGAAAGCAGCUGUGAUUACAAUUGAUAAUAAUAAAAUCAAAGUUCUCAUUUUCUCAUGUUGAAGAAGAAAUUAAAUGCUGAAAUAGUUACUGGCUCCCUUGUCGUGCUUUAAAAAGAAGAGUCAAAACUGAGGCUUUCCCCCUCUCCCUUUUUGCAGCUUCAGUUUCGUGAGUUUCUGUGACAUAGUCUUUGUCCUGAAUACAAGCACAUGAAGUACAAUUGUCUUCCACUGGGUUUUCCCUCAUUCCUUAACUAGUUUUGGACCAGAAAGUGUCCCACGUUUUCCUUCUCACAGGAAAAGCUGAAUUCUGGAACAAGAGUUUCAAACCAUGGGGACAAUACAGAAAAUAAAACAUUGAUCUGUGGCUUAUGUUUAAUGAAUUCAUGAAGACAUGAAUGUAACAAAACUGUGUAAAUGCACUAUAGCUUGAAAUGAAUGUAAAUACAUGCCAUUUUACUCCUGCAUGUAGUGAAAGAUGCAGGGCAGCUACAGGGGAGGGUUAACAAGCACGAAGGACUUAGACUCUGCUCGGGAUGGUAAAAACGUAAACCCCAGUAGUGUACUUGAGCUUAACAACAAGUCUUCUGUCAUUUACAGCAUUGCUUGCUUGAAUCUGUUAGUUGUAAACAAUGAAAUUGAAAGCAAUGCAGCAUCUCUAGAAAUAAUAAUAAACCUUAAGGUUGGCGAA
Strigops habroptila (Kakapo) is the source of this 1501-nucleotide messenger RNA. RefSeq names its product peroxiredoxin 3 (gene PRDX3). The coding region runs from base 56 to 760 and encodes 234 amino acids. The transcript is spliced from 7 exons. Gene Ontology annotation, cellular component: cytosol; mitochondrion. The record is from RefSeq and is a predicted model, not a curated record. Gene Ontology annotation, biological process: response to oxidative stress; cellular response to stress; cell redox homeostasis. Gene Ontology annotation, molecular function: thioredoxin peroxidase activity. Lineage: Eukaryota; Metazoa; Chordata; Aves; Psittaciformes; Psittacidae.